AUGGCUUCUCCACCCGCAUCCUCUUCCUCGCAAACGAGUUAUCCAAUGGAGAAUGAUCAUACUUAUCUCCAUGGCCGUAUCAACCCAGGAGUGGAGGAAAAUUUCGAUUUGGUCGAAUCAGUGCCGUUCGAGAGGCCACAAGAGGAAGAGUUACAGCAGAGGAACGAUCUCAAAGGAGUACCUGAGGAUGAAGUUGUCUCCAUGUCUCGGCCCCACCCAAUUGUUCAACCAGCUUCACCUCGAAGUAUAUCAACGUCUCCCACAUCCUGUCCAAUUCUCGACCUCCCAUCAGAAUUAAUCGAUCAUGUCCUCUCCUAUCUUGGACCACUCGAUCUCGUCUGCGUGUCCAGAACAUGCCGUGUUCUGUCUGAACAAUCUAAAUCCGAUCUCUCGUGGCAACGGCACGUCCAAGACAACGUUCCUGGAGUUCGCUUGGAAUCUCCCUUCCCGUGCAAGACCUUCCGAGAGUUGUACAUUGCUCACGAUCCUCACUGGUUCCUCCCGAGAUACAAAGUGUGGUUCUGUGAUAUUUACCUCACUGGUAAACUCAUAAUUACCCGCUAUGAUCAGAGUACGGGUGUUAUUGAGGGUUACAGGCUCAUUGCAGAACGGCCGACUCCCACCUUCGAUCCUUGGGAAGCGGACGAUGAAGUCUUGAUCCAUUCAUUUACUCCACGCUGCCACUUACAUAUGGACCAACCUGUUCUUAGACUGGAUGCACUCUCUCUAGAAUCUCUAAUGUCAACCUCUGGCCAAACAAAUCCAGAACAUCGUUUCUCAGCCGAGAUACCCAUGCGAAUGCCAGAGCGCAACCACCGUGGCGUAUUCUCUAACUUCUUGCACACUCGACCUGUCGAAGAGCGUGCAAAUAUGGAAUUAUGGCCACCAGCAACUAUCCCAGCACGGCAUCGCGUACGGAACGGAACAAGGAAUGCUUAUAUGGGCACUGGACACAAGCCACAGAAUCGCUCGCAAGUCAGUAACCAGACCUUCAGGAUCAGACGCUGGCUGCAAAUGGAUAUCGGUGCUCGGCCACCCGGCAUUCGUCACGGCGAAGAGGUCUAUACCUAUGCAACCCUGGACCCCAAGUUAUGGACUCCGACUGAAGAGAAGCCGUAUAGAGGGAUCUGGGUAGGAGAUUACAGCGGCCACGGAUGCGAGUUCCUGCUUAUGCAUCAACCCGACAACGAGGAGCCAUUUGACGAAGCAAGCGUGGUGCAAGGAGAAGACGAAACUCUUGAAGAAUUUGAGAUCAGAAAGAGGGAAGAGCGGAUCUACCGCGGGAGUCUGGAAGCGAUCAAAUUGACGGGCGAUCCGAACGUACCGCGAGGAGAGUACACGUUCAUCUCAGACGACAUCUCGAAGACGGGUUUUGUGAGGAAAGCGACAGAAGACAGAUUCAAGGGUGCUAGGGUCGUGAGGAGUAGAGGUCAUAUUGCGGCGAGGAUGUUUCGUAAUGACAAAUACAUUGAGAGCCAGCUGAUAAUGAUUUCUCACGACCGCUUAGCGCAAUAUUGGGUUGGCUUUGGCCAUAUUAGUUUCUACGAACGAGUCAAGAUUGAUGAUUUCUUGACGCCAGCUAAUGAUACCAUUCAGACGGAGAACUGCUGA
This is a messenger RNA of Cadophora gregata, 1611 nucleotides long. RefSeq lists its product as uncharacterized. The transcript is spliced from 3 exons. Gene Ontology annotation, molecular function: protein binding. The record is from RefSeq and is a predicted model, not a curated record. Lineage: Eukaryota; Fungi; Ascomycota; Leotiomycetes; Helotiales; Ploettnerulaceae. The coding region runs from base 1 to 1611 and encodes 536 amino acids.